This is a messenger RNA of Orcinus orca (killer whale), 3198 nucleotides long. RefSeq names its product hepatitis A virus cellular receptor 2 (gene HAVCR2). The transcript has 7 exons. Lineage: Eukaryota; Metazoa; Chordata; Mammalia; Artiodactyla; Delphinidae. The record is from RefSeq and is a predicted model, not a curated record. Bases 1886 to 2812 code for a protein of 308 amino acids.
GAAAACAGAGUAAUAAUAAAAAAAAAACAAAAAACAAAAAUCAGAACACAAAAUCUGAUGGCUAAAACUUUUAAGAGUGUUGCUUGAAGUCAUGCUGUUAGUAAAUCUAACCUCUGACCCCGUGUUUAAUCAAGUCUGCCUUACACUUGAAUAUGGGCAUUUGUUGGUUGUUUUUAGAUAUGUGGGCAGACAUAUUAAGGGCAGAUAUGAAAUUCAAGAAACAUGGUUUAUAAUGGAAAAAAUCUGGAGCUUGGGGGACUCAUGUUCUUAUUUGAAAUGACCAAUCAUGUACCUUUGGGCAAAUCAAUCUUUUCAGGUCUCAGUUUCCCUUAUAUAUACAAUGAAGAAAUUGAACAUGAUCUCUUGAGUAACUGCUAGCUCUGUGGCACUAUGGAAGUACACACAUAGAACAAGCUGGAUAUUUAUAUUACAUGCAUUUAAUAAGGUUUAAAGUGAAUUACAAGGACUUCCCUGGUGGUGCAGUUGUUAAGCCGCCUGCCAAUGCAGGCGACACGGGUUCGAACCCUGGUCCGGGAAGAUCCCACAUGCCGUGGAGCAACUAAGCCCAUGCGCCACAGCUACUGAGCCUGCGCUCUAGAGCCCGUGAGCCACAACUACUGAGCCCACGUGCUACAACUACUGAAGCCCGCGCACCUAGAGCCUGUGCUCUGCAACAAGAGAAGCCACCGCAACGAGAAGCCCGUGCACCACAACGAAGAGUAGCCCCCGCUCACCGCAACUAGAAAAAAAUAAAAUAAAAUAAAUAAAGUCAAUGACAAGGAAAUUCAGGCAGACAAGACAGAGAAAGGCCACAGGGUUUUCAGAAACUAUUUCAUCGUGAUCUCACUUCCCUUUUGUAAAUAACCAUUGGCUUUUAAGGUUUCCAGACAAAAGUUACUCUCCCAGGGCUGAGAUUGUUUGGGUCUGAGAUGUUACCUCAGUGAUGGAGAGUGUGGCUGGAACUCAAUACUUUCUGACAGUUAAUGCCCGAAGCCUGUGGGGUGGGAGGAGAGGGGACAUCUUGUGUAUAUGAGAGGAAAUAGAACAUUGAGGUCCCCUCAGUUCCCCCCACAGGAGGGGGAAGGAAGCAUUGCAGAAAGGAAUGCAUUUUUCCUAAGUGGAAGAGUUUGGAAGUUCAGGUCAAAGUCAGAAUAUUAGAGCAGGGAGCUGUGCAUAUAUCACCUAGCACAAUUUUCUCAUUUUAUAAACUUUAUAAAUGAGGAGGCAGACCUAACAAGGUUAUAUGACAUAGCCCAAUUCGUGUUAGAGCAAAGGCUAAGAAUUAGGCUCAUGACUGGAGUGGAAAGGGCACCUAAACAUGAGUAUAAGGAAUAGAACAUUCAUAGUGGUAUUUCCCACCUCCUAGUCCAGUGCCUGACACAUAGUAGGUGCUUCAUAAACAUUGGUCACAGGACUCACCAGUUGGCUGACUUGACUGAAUGAAUGCAUGAGUGAUACGUUUCUACCUGUGUUUCCAAUAAAUACUGUCCAUUUCAAACAGAGGACUAUAUAUUAUUUCACCAGAGACAGUAGAGGGCUCACUCUACUUGCCAAGAGACACUUGAUGAAGUAAUCCUUUUCUUCCUCUGAUUGUUGCUUCCUCUUUGUUGAUGCGGACAGAAUAAAUGUCAGAGUCCUCACAGGAUGUGUGUGGUCUAGCAUAGGAGAGAAGCAGGGUUUCCUUUGCCGUCAUCAUAGACUUGACAGUGUUAAUAGAGGAGUGAUUGGUCGUCAGACAUCUGGUGUGCUGGGCCUGCAGUUGGGAGAGUGGCCACUGCUCCUGUGACUGGGGAGGAGAGACAGUUCCAGGAAGUACCCAGUUCAGCUGGAGAAUUAAAACGGCACCUAAACAGAGCCAUUCUUUGCCUUUUCUUCUUCAGAACCCAUGUUUUCACAUUUUUCCUUUGACUGUGUCCUGCUCUUGCUGCUACUACUUACAAGGUCUUUGGAAGGAGUAUACGUGUCUGAGGUGGGUCAGGAUGCUGAUCUGCCCUGCGCCUACUCUCCACCCACCCCUGAGGAUCUCGUGCCUGUGUGUUGGGGCAAGGGACCCUGCCCUUUGUUUCAAUGUCACAGUUUGGUACUCAGCACUGAUGGAAGGAACUUGAGCUAUUGGACAUCCAGCAGAUACCUACUAAAGAGGAAUUUCCGCAAAGGAGACGUGAGCUUGACCAUAAAGAAUGUGACUUUAGAGGACAGUGGGACCUAUUGCUGCCGGAUCCAAUUCCCAGGCCUCAUGAAUGAUCGAAAAUCAAACCUGGAGUUGGUCAUCAAACCAGUAAUUUCUGCUGCCCCUUUGAUUCCCUGCAACAAGCUCUCUGCUCUCAGAGAAGCCUCAUCCUUACAUUGGUUUCUGUCUUUAGCCAAGGUCAACCCUGCUGGGACUCCAUGGAGGGACAUCACUACAGCCUUUCCAAGGAUGCUCACCACCGAGGGACCUGGCUCAGAGACACAGACACUGGAGACCCUCCAUGAUAAAAAUCAAACAGAAAUAUCCACACUGGCUAAUGAGUUACAAGACAUGGGCGCCACCACCAGAAUAGGCCUCUACAUCGGAGCAGGGGUUUCUGCUGGGCUGGCUCUCGUUCUUAUCUCUGGUGCUUUAAUUCUCAAAUGGUAUUCUGAUAGCAAAGAGAAGAUACAAAAUUUAAGCCUCAUCAGUUUGGCCAACCUCCCUCCCUCGGGGUUAGCAAAUACAGCAGGAGAGAGGACACAUCCAGAGGAAAACAUCUAUACCAUUGAGGAGAACGUAUAUGAAAUGGAGGAUCCAUACAAGUAUUACUGCUCCGUCAGCAGCGGGCAGCAGUCCUGACAACCCCUGGGCUGUUGUCUUUCAACGCCACCAGAUUCACCACUUCCUUUUGGGGUUUGGUGUUAUCUUCUUUGAAAACUAUGAGAUGGCUCACCUGACUGGUUUUAGAGGUUCUGUCCUUGGCCACUGAGCAGAGUUUUUCCAUGUUCUAAAGAUAAGGAGCUCACCCGAGGAUUGAACUGGGACCAGCAUUGUACUUAGACAGGCACAACAUUACCUCUGUGUUCCCGCCACCCAACUCGGAGGCUGCUAAUCAGGGCAUUAGAGCUCAAAUGGGCUUUUAUAGAGAGUAGGAAUUCUUAAUAUGGGGUCUCUGGAAUUCCAGAUAUUCAGUUAUAUGGUGUGUCCAUGAAGCUUCUGAAAAUACAGGGGAAAUUAUGUGCUGA